AUCAUAGAAUAUUAUCUAUUUACAAAUUUUUAAGCGGUUAACGUAAUUUCAACCGAUCAUUCAUUUUAUUUUCAGUUUGACUUGAAUUAUACUUUUUCUCAAUUUACCACUAAUGAGUAUUACAGCUUGAACUUGCUGAACAAAAACCCUCGACUAUGGAAGCUGAAGAAACACAAGCUCCUGUACCUGUACCUAGAAGAUCUUUGAGGCGGUUUGCAUUAUCAGAAGUGAAUGAACCAGGAGGUACACCAACCAAAAAUCAGAGUCCUGAGGAAAGGGCCAUCAUACAAAGAGGAAGGCGAAUGAAGCCAAUUACUUGGUCCCCUUUAGAUUAUAACAGAAAUAAUGUACUGCAAAAAUCAUCUGACAAAACCCCAGAGAAACAUGUUGUUUCACGUACCGAGCUUAUUAGCUCCAGAUUGAAGCGAAGACUCAUCCUGAGUCCCACCAAACCCAAAUCAAAACCAGAUGAUGGUUCCCUUAUGGCUAGAAAAUUGAGAAUGAUUGAUAGAAAGGGGGAAGAAAUUGAUUUUUAUAAUGCCAUAAAAUAUAAAGUUCAGUACAAUAAAAUAGGGGAAGAAAUAAAAGACGAUUAAGGAUUUAAUCUUUUCUUUGCCUUAGUUGAUACGCUUAAAUUUUUCGUACCAAUGAAAUGAGACCAAAUAACUCCUCAAUUAUGAAUAAUAGUACCUGCAUCUUGAAGAAAAUCAAUUGUGCCUUUCUAUUUGAAAUUCAAUAACUUCUUAUUUUUUCGCCAAUUUCAUAUUCUCUCUAUUGAACUGGCUUUCUUUAAAUUGAAAAAGUGUACUUAUUUUUAUUUACGGACAUGUUACCAUGGCAGAUUAUUUUCAUCAUUAUGAUGUUAGAUCAUUAUUUAUAUUUAUUGCUUAUGCAAAUGAAUAUUGAAGAUAUUUGUUUAAAUAAUAUAUUAUUAUUACCAAACAUUUGGAUUACAAAUAUUACCUUUAAAUGAUGUAUUUUUAUGGAAAUAAAUUCCUAAUUACUGUA
Coccinella septempunctata (seven-spotted ladybird) is the source of this 1008-nucleotide messenger RNA. RefSeq lists its product as uncharacterized. NCBI's taxonomy places the organism in Eukaryota, Metazoa, Arthropoda, Insecta, Coleoptera, Coccinellidae. The record is from RefSeq and is a predicted model, not a curated record. Bases 156 to 596 code for a protein of 146 amino acids. The transcript is spliced from 2 exons.